This is a messenger RNA of Anguilla rostrata (American eel), 5359 nucleotides long. Its product is annotated as rho GTPase-activating protein 39-like. The record is from RefSeq and is a predicted model, not a curated record. Gene Ontology annotation, cellular component: cytoplasm; cytoskeleton. Gene Ontology annotation, molecular function: GTPase activator activity; protein binding. Bases 330 to 3734 code for a protein of 1134 amino acids. Gene Ontology annotation, biological process: signal transduction. NCBI's taxonomy places the organism in Eukaryota, Metazoa, Chordata, Actinopteri, Anguilliformes, Anguillidae. The transcript is spliced from 10 exons.
CUCUGGAUGACAGCAUCGACUAAAUGUCUGGACAGAAAUAUGAUGUAAAUCUCUCGUUUUAUAUAUUCUGGACAGUGUGGUUAGUUUAAAAUAUGUGAACUGGACGACGACUGUAAGAUUAAGUGUCACAUUCGCUUUUUGCAACAUUUCGUCACAGUGGGGUCGUGAGCUCCUUCCCAACUUCAGCACCAGAUGGACCCACUGAGUCGCUGGUUGAAUUCUUGGCACGUUGAUGAUAGACCUGCUGCUAGAUUGCGUGUCUUCAAAACCGCGCUGACGGAUGGAGGGGGGAUGCCGCUGGGAGACACCGGCAGGGGCGGAGACUCGGCAUGUGGGCGGAGAUUCAGCAGAGUCGAAUGUAUCUGUCGCGCUCAGAUGUUCAACAAGCGAGAUACCCAGCAAAGCUAGCCAGCAAGCAAACGAAAAGUUUAUAUCCGAGGUACUGUUCCUACAAUGUGAGGGAAAUGUCGGACACAAGCUCUGAUUGGGUGGAGAUCCUGGAGCCCCGCUCCCGGGAGCGCAUGUACAUCAACCUGUCCACGGGGGAGUGCGGCUGGGCCCCGCCCGCCAACGUGCCCGUCCGCCAGUCCGACGGCAACCAGUGGUGGGAGCUCUUCGACACCCACAACGGCCGCUUCUACUACUACAACUCGGCCAGCCGGCAGACGGUGUGGCACCGGCCGCGGAACUGCGACGUCGUGCCGCUGGCCCGGCUGCAGGCCCGGAAGCGCAGCUCCGAGUCCCAGCUCCAUGGCAACGCCGGCCUCCCCCCCCCGGACACGGCGCCCAGCGAGAGGCGCUGCAAGUCCCUCCCCCGGUGCAGCCACCCCCCCCUCCCCCAGCCGCUGGAUCCGGAGGGGGGCGGGAGAGACGCCUCUGCUAAGGCCCGGUCCGACAGUAUGGAGAGCAGGGGCGGCAGAAAGGAUGUUCUCAGGGACACCGCGCAGAGAUGGCAGCCCCCUCCGGGGUCGAAGGCGGCCAUGUUGGUGAAGGUGAACAGCGUCGGCAGGAACCAGGGCGCCGGCCCGGUUAAAACCCCCCAGCUCCUCCACAGCAGCCGCAGCCUGCUCUCCCCCAACCCCGCCAGCAGCAGGCGCUCCGCAAGCCACGCCGGCCCCGCCAGCCCCGCCAGCCCCGCCCAGUCCGCCAUGGCGGCGCCCGCCGACUGCAAGCAGGCCUUCCACCUGAAGAAGACGGAGGACGGGCACUUCUGCCCGGUGUCGCCCGGCAACCUCGCCGGCUCCACUUCAGGCUCCGCCGGCCGCCCCCCCCGCAGGGCUCAGGGCGGGACGCCCCGCCCCCCCUCCCCCCAGCACGGCUCGACAGCGCCCCUCUAUGACCACCCCCCGAUGGAGAUGCCCGUUUAUGAUGAGCCCCUGGCGGACAUGGAGGUGGAAGGGGGGCACCCCCAGGACGGGCCCCCCCUGUCCCGCCCGGGCCCCCAGAACCCCGCUCGGCAGGGACAGGGACAGGGGCAGCAGGCCACCAGGCUGCUCCCGCUCCCCGUCUCUCACACGGGGUCCUGGAACCGGGGGACCCCCUCAGAGACAGACUACAGCCCCGCCGGGCGGGAGGGGAUCAGGCACAUGGUCAACGUGGACCCCGCCGCUUCGGGUUCUCUCCCCCCGCCUGAAACGUCCAAGGCCUCCAGCGGGCCCGAGCGGGCGGGGGCCCCGUCCCCAGCCCCGCAGAGGGAGGGCAGGGUGGAGAGGAGGCAGACGUGGAGGACCCUGGAGGCCAGCCUCCUGAGGGGCAUGGAGGCGCGGCAGGGAGGCCCAGGGGGCCUGGCCUCGCCCGAAUGCCCCUCGGCCACGCCCCUGCACUGCCAGGAUUCGGGCUACUCCACGGGGCCCUCCCCCAGCCUGUGUCGGCGGAGCCGACGGCGGCCCCCGGCGGCGCAGGGGCGGCCCGGGUCGAUGGGCGGCGGCGCGGAGCUGGACGCCCUCAGCGAGAGGCUGAUGGCGGAGGUGAGGGCGGCGGUGAGCCGCUCCAGCACCGUGCGGGACAGCAGGGCCAGCCUGGACACGCAGGCGUCCGGGAGCUCCGCCCCAAACCCGCCGCGGGCGCGCAGCUCGCGAUGCAGCGGCUCGCGGGAGGACGUCGCCUCCAGCAGCCACUCGCUGUACCGGCCCGGUAGCCAUGGCGAUGCGCCCCGCUCCCCUCUGGUCCCCGAGGGCCCGGGACGCCAGAAGCGGACCUACGAAAAGGUGGACACCCUGGAGAAGUUGGGCCUGUCCUCUCCCGGGACUCCACAGUCCCCCUCUCAGGUCGGAACGCUGGAAUCCCAGGAGCGGUCGGACAGCGGGACGCGAGACAGCACAGGGGGCCGCAGGGCCCCCCCGGGCGGGGGCGGCGGCGGCGGUGUGGGCGUGGCGAGGGGCGGGGACCGGGGAGGAGGAGGAGAGGAGCAGCUCUCCCGCUCGAACCUCUGCCAGGCCCCGCCGCUGCCCACCGCCGACCCCAGCAUGGCGGACUGGGCCAGCAAGAACCUGAACCUGCACACGCAGGGGCUCUUCCGCCGGCGCGUCUCCAUCGCCAACAUGCUCUCCUGGAACCAGGCGUCCAUCAAGAAGCCCAUGCUGAUCACCAGCGACCGCGCCCUCAAGAAGGAGGCCUGCGAGAUGUUCAAGCUGGUGCAGGCCUACAUGGGCGACCGGCCCAGCCGCCUGGACCGGCGGCACGUGGCCCUGCUGGUGGUCACCAAGUGCUGGCUGAUGCCCGGCCUGCGGGACGAGCUCUACGUGCAGCUGGUGCGCCAGACCACCGAGAACCAGUGCCCCCGGAGCCUGGCGUCUGGCUGGGAGCUGAUGGCCAUCUGCCUGGCCUUCUUCUCCCCCUCGCCUAAGUUCCGCCGCUACCUGGAGGGCUACAUCCAGAGGCACCUGGACCUGGGCCACGCCCACAAGUUUCCACAAUAUAUCAUGGACCAACAGGACAUGAAAAACAAGAAGAAUUCCAAGUCCUGGAAAAAGAGGAAGCAGAGCACGGAUGAGGAAGAGGAGGGUUUGCCUGUCAGUACGUAUGCAAAGUACUGCUACCGCCAACUACAGAGGGUGGCUGUCUCUGGGGGGAAAAAGGGUCUGAGGAAGCCCACGCUGGAGGAGGUGCACCACGGCCGGAGCGCCAUCGUCACGCCCUCGCUGUUCGGCAGCUCGCUGGAGGACGUCAUGGAGCGCCAGCGCCGCCUCUUCCCCGACCGCAGGCUGCCCUGGGCCCAGACGCAGCUCUCCCAGUGCGUGCUGGCGCUGGGCGGGGCUCACGCCGAGGGCAUCUUCAGAGUGCCAGGAGACAUUGACGAGGUAAACGCUUUGAAGCUGCAGGUGGACCAAUGGAAAAUCCCAGAGGACCUGUCUGAUCCCAAUGUCCCAGCCUCACUGCUGAAGCUGUGGUACCGGGAGUUGGAGGAGCCCCUGAUCCCCAUGAGUUACUACAGGCAGUGCAUCAGCAGCUAUGAGGACCCAGAGACAGCCCUCAACGUGGUGCAGUCCCUGCCAGAGCUCAACUACCUAGUGCUCUGCUACUUCAUACACUUCCUGCAGGUGUUUGCCCAGCCAGUUAAUGUGAGCAAAACCAAGAUGGACGUCAACAACCUGGCCAUGGUGAUGGCGCCCAACUGCCUGCGCUGCCAGUCAGACGACCCGCGGGUCAUCUUUGAGAACACACGCAAGGAGAUGUCCUUCCUGCGUCUCCUCAUUGUUCACCUGGACACCAGCUUCAUCAGCGGCGUCCUGUGAGAGGCCCCACCACCCCUCCUCCUCCUUCUCACAAGCCAGGUGCCAUGGCAACCACGCCUGCCUACCUGAGCUCCUCGCUUACGCUCUUUACCUGGCUAAUCCCGCAACUGGAACUCAGGGUAAUGAAGUGGUCUUUCACCGUGGAACAGCAUUGCUCCGAACACUGGAUGGUGCUUCAUACAAAGACUCAAUAAAUGGCGUAUGACUGUGACACAAAUGCUGAACUGUGGUUGGAGGAAAAUGCUGUUUUAACUAACUGAGGCGGAUCUUGCAGCCAUCACAAAGUGAUAUGUCAAGUAAAGUUUUUAUUGUAGAUUGUGGGGGAUGCAGUUUUAUUUUAUAACUUUCUUUGUUGAGAAAUGAUCAUCUUUUUAUUGCAGCGUCGCAUAAAAUGAUUUGUUUUAUUUCUGGGCUUGGGUGAGUUGAAUGGCACGGUGGCAUGGGCAUGGGCAUGGCUUAUCCCCUGUCCGCAAUGGGGGGGCUUCCGUCCUCAGCCGUGCCUGUAGGAAACACUGAGGCUCAGAGGCCUACUGCCAGACCGUGGGUAAGCUUUUUCUGUACAAAAAAGUUAGUUCUCCAUCUGUACAUCAUGUCUGUGUAAAGGCCAUAGAUAGCUAGUCACUUCUCCUGAGUACCAGCAGGGGGGUGAGUGGAAAGAUACCCGCUCUGUAAAUUGGAGAAAUGUAGCAUUUAACGGUACAUGCCAACUGAAGGGCAGGAGUCUAAGGUGGCAGGGAAACUGUUGAACAGUCAGUCUGCUCUGUAAAAGCAAAGCUACUCUAUCACAACAGAAAUGCUGCAUUCUGUGAAGAAAUGAAGCGGACUUAAUGUGGAUACAGUUGUUAAUUUCUGAGCCGUAAUCAUAGAUUGUUAUUUUUUAUUUUCUGCAGUAGGCCUCAAAAAUUAUAUUUUUAGACACCAUUGUGAUUAAGUACAAGUUUUUAUUGAACUGUUUUGCUGACCUUUGAAUGGCUUAGUUGUGUGUGUCCUGCAGGCUCCUCUUGUGUGUUGCAAACGUUCUAUCUAAAAUGUCAGCUGGGGGAUGGGCCCCAAGCCAAAAGUAUGUGAUUGUAACACAGUAUGAAAUGAUGCCAUUUUCUGGAGUUUUAUUUCAUUUUACCUCAGAACUCCCCAGGAAGGUAAAUAAGUGGUGGCUUGUAUUUUUUGGAUUUUCAUUUGUAAAUACAACCUGUGAAUAGUAAUGUGUUGAUUACUGUAUUUUCAAAAUGAUGACAGUGACAAUUGUAAUUUUUUUUUUCCAUUAAAAAAAGGUUGUUGAUAAAGCCUAUUUAAAAAGUGUAAAAGGUAUUGCUUUGUUUAGAGCUGUACCUUCAUAUAGGUACCCUGCAUCAGGUUGUCCACCUGUAUUGCACUUUGCUUCUUCUUCCUGAUACUUGCCUGUUUCUGUAUCGAUUCUUAUAGCUUUUGCUGUAAAUGCCUUUGCAAAAAUGUUGGUAUGUUUAUUGUAUGUAUGCAUGUGUGCUCUUACAUGCAUGUGUGUGCGCAUGUGAAAUUACCAAAAGAAAUUACCAGUGAAAUUUAAUCAUGUGGUCGCCUUUAUUUCUCUCCCAAGUUCAUAGAUAAUUGUAAAAAGAAAAAAAAAGAAUAAAGUUUCUAAAUUCAAA